Messenger RNA from Coprinopsis cinerea okayama7#130, 1464 nucleotides. RefSeq lists its product as hypothetical. The transcript has 2 exons. Bases 187 to 1464 code for a protein of 425 amino acids. The record is from RefSeq and is a predicted model, not a curated record. Lineage: Eukaryota; Fungi; Basidiomycota; Agaricomycetes; Agaricales; Psathyrellaceae.
GUACCCUCAACCGUCCUGUAUCGCAUAAAAUAGAAACUCAGCCUGCUCAGGCGUCAUUCUCACAGAAAUAGGGAACACGGCGACAUGCAAGAGGCGAUCUCUGACCAUCGCCCAGUGGCGGCAGAAGAAGAGGAGGACAAAGAUACGGGUUUACCCGCGGAAAUUCUCUUUCAGAUCAUAGAUAAGAUGGAUUGCAAAUCGAGUCUAUAUCAGGCUUCAUUGGUGUCGCAGGCAUGGUCCAAAGAAGUCCAGCCAAUCCUCUUCAGGCGGGUUGAAAUCGAUUUCAAGCCGCUGUCUACCUGGGACUUCAACGGUGGCGCACGAACCUGUCCUACUCCAUCUGCAGCGUGUUCUCGGAUCACGUGUCUACUCGCCUUGAUUCAGUCCAAUCCGAAACUUGGGGGUUACAUUCGAGAACUAACUCUCAAAGGAGAUACCAAGGGGUGCACCUAUGUUCUUAACGAAUGCGCGGGCAAGCUAUCCGCUCUUGCAUCUAGCCUGACCCACCUAGGUACACUCAGGAUAAAUUGGUGGGAUUUCGCAACGUUGUCCCACUCUGAAGAUUGGUGGAUGACUGCGCUGACGGACGAGACUCGCACAACAAUCGGUCGACUCUGCUCUCUCCCAUCCUUGACGGAAAUCCGAAUCUAUCCCUCACUCGCCGUUCCCGACGAUAUUUGGGCCGUAAAUCCCUCCCUCAAGGUACUCCAGAUCGAAGGGCGGGAAGCCUUCCGUCCUGAAGGCGAUGCUAGGACAGGCAAGUAUCCCUCAUUGAAGACCCUCUCGCUCAAUCGGAUCGACAGGGCAGACUACCUGCCCAAUUUCUUCCGCCGCCACUCCCCCCUACUACUCUCCCUUAACGACCUUGAGAUUUCAGGCAACGCAUCAUUCCAUCCUCAAGUUACCGAUAUCCUGCAGAGCCUACGGGGUACCCUCACCCGCUUCUCCGGCAGGUCUUCACUCUACUCAUGGAGUGCCUCCACCGACCCAAACGCCCCACUCAAUGGCAUCGAAUUCUCUGGCAUGAGGUCCCUUCGCUCAGUCUCGUUGGACUGGCGAUCGGUCGACCUCACGGACAAAGCUCCCCCCGCUCUUUUACAAACCCUUUCGACCAUCCCAUGGGACCAAAUCGAAGAAGUCCACAUUGCGUAUGCUCCAUUCUCCCCUGGAAACGCUGCUAGGGAGGCCCCGACGUAUGACCCCAGGCCUAAUACCCGCGAAAUCGACGCUCUCCUCGCCCGUUAUACCCCUCCUUUGCCUGGUACUCCCAGUAGCUCAUCGUCCCAGCCGGGAAAGUUGCGGAAUAUAUCCCUGCAGGUCGUAUUCCGCGAUAUCCCUUCCACGACGAGGUACCAGAAUUUUACUGCACAAGAACUCGCCCCACAACUCUUUGAACAGGCGGCAUCUUUGAAGGCAUGUGGCGACCCAAUCAAGCUGGAAGUCCGGUAUGGGAAAGAUCGUUAG